AUGUCCCGUCGCAAGCAGGGAAACCCGCAGCACUUGUCACAAAGAGAGAUUAUCACACCAGAGGCUGACCAUGUGGAACCGGCACUCGCCGACGAGGAUGAGAGUCUGGCAAUAGCAGAGCCAGGUGGCAUCAGCAUCACCACAGGUGGGACAGACCCUGACUUGUUAACCUGUGGACAAUGUCAGAUGAACUUCCCGCUGGGAGACAUCUUGGUUUUUAUAGAGCACAAGAGAAAACAGUGCAAUGGCACUGGUGGUGCCUGCUAUGAAAAGAGCAUGGACAAGAGCAGUCCUCCCCCUUCCUCACGUGCCGAGCUCAGGAAAGUGUCAGAGCCAGUGGAAAUCGGGAUCCAAGUCACACCCGAUGAAGAAGACCGUCUUCUCACGCCUACAAAAGGAAUUUGCCCCAAGCAGGAGAACAUUGCAGGGCCGUCCAGGCCUGCAAACCUGCCGGGGGCUCCCAUAGCUGCCUCCUCCCACCCUCACACAUCCGUGAUAACGUCACCUCUCCGCGCACUGGCCUCCCUCCCGCCCUGCCUUAGCCUGCCCUGCUGUGGUGCACGUGCAGUCUCAGUUGGCGGGACUCAGACUGAGAUUCAGACUGAGACGUCAGGCACAUUUGGAUGUCAUUGUCAGUUGUCAGGUAAAGAUGAGCCUUCAAGCUAUAUUUGCACAACAUGCAAGCAGCCUUUUAAUAGCGCUUGGUUCUUGCUUCAGCAUGCCCAGAACACACAUGGAUUCCGCAUCUACCUGGAAACAAGCCCUUCAAACAGUUCCCUCACUCCACGCAUCACCAUCCCUCCUCCUCUGGGACCGGAGACUGUUGCACAGUCCCCACUGAUGAAUUUCCUUGGAGACAACAACCCUUUCAAUCUUUUGCGAAUGACAGGACCCAUCUUGCGUGAACAUCCUGGCUUUGGUGAGGGUCGGCUCCCAAACACACCUCCGCUGUUUAGCCCACCACCUCGUCAUCAUCUGGAUCCACACCGCCUUAGUGCCGAAGAAAUGGGGUUAGUUGCCCAGCAUCCCAGUGCCUUUGACAGAGUUAUGCGUUUAAACCCCAUGGCAAUUGAGUCUCCAGCAAUGGAUUUCUCCAGAAGGCUUCGAGAGCUGGCAGGAAACAGUUCCACCCCUCCGCCAGUUUCGCCCAGUCGCACCAACCCUAUGCAUCGCCUGUUGAAUCCUUUCCAGCCGAGUCCUAAAUCACCUUUUUUGAGCACCCCACCACUGCCCCCCAUGCCCCCCAGCAGCACUACGCCUCCCCAGCCUCAGGCCAAGAGCAAGUCCUGUGAAUUUUGUGGGAAAACAUUCAAGUUCCAGAGUAACCUUAUUGUGCACCGGCGCAGUCACACAGGGGAAAAGCCCUACAAGUGUCAGCUCUGUGACCAUGCUUGCUCCCAGGCUAGCAAGCUAAAACGCCACAUGAAAACACAUAUGCAUAAAGCUGGCUCCAUGACAGGCAGGUCAGAUGAUGGACUGUCCACUACUAGUUCUCCUGAGCCAGGCACAAGUGAGCUCACUGGAGAGGGACUGAAAUCCAGUGAGGCAGAUUUCAGGAAUGAAAGUGAUCCUUCCCUGGGCCAUGACAAUGAGGAAGAGGAAGAGGAGGAGGAGGAGGAAGAGGAGCUCGAAAAUGAGAGCCGGCCAGAAUCAAGCUUCAGUAUGGACUCAGAGCUGAGUCGUAACAGAGAAAACGGCUCCAAGUCUCUGCCGGACGAGAAAUCCCUCGUCCUGGGAAAAGUCAUUGAGAAUGUAAGUCUAGGUGCCAUCCAGCAAUAUAAUGACAUGCUAGCUGAAAAACAGAAGAGGAGUAGCUUCAUGAAAAGGUCUUCUGACCAGCGAGACUUGUGUCCUCGAGACCUUUGUCAGAGAGAUCCAGGUGACGAAGACUCAGUGGUAGGAGAGCUGGACCGCACUGAGGAAGGGACAGUCAAUGGAAGAAACUUUGGCCCAGGUGAACCCUUCCCAAACUUGUUCCCUCGCAAGCCAACACCUAUCACGAGCCCCAGUUUAAACAAUUCCUCUAAAAGAAUAAAGGUAGAGAAAGAUUUGGACUUGCCACCAGCAACGAUAAUACCUUCUGAAAACGUUUACUCCCAGUGGCUGGUAGGGUAUGCGGCAUCGCGGCACUUCAUGAAGGAUCCGUUCCUUGGAUUCACAGACUCCCGACAAUCCCCCUUCGCAACCUCUUCCGAGCACUCGUCGGAGAAUGGGAGUCUGCGUUUCUCCACCCCGCCGGGGGACAUGCUGGACGGGGGUCUCUCAGGGCGCAGUGGCACAGCAAGUGGAGGCAGCACUCCGCAUAUCAGUGGUCCCGGACCUGGGCGACCCAGCUCGAAGGAGGGGCGCAGGAGUGAUACAUGUGAGUACUGUGGCAAGGUCUUUAAGAACUGCAGCAAUUUGACGGUGCACCGUCGGAGCCACACUGGAGAGCGGCCUUACAAAUGUGAGCUCUGCAACUAUGCAUGUGCCCAGAGCAGUAAGCUGACGCGCCAUAUGAAAACACAUGGCCAGAUAGGGAAGGAGGUAUACCGCUGCGACAUUUGCCAGAUGCCCUUCAGUGUUUACAGCACCCUGGAGAAACACAUGAAAAAGUGGCACGGAGAACAUUUGCUGACAAAUGACGUCAAAAUUGAGCAGGCAGAAAGAAGCUAA
Messenger RNA from Indicator indicator, 2655 nucleotides. It is a transcript of the gene BCL11B, whose product is annotated as BCL11 transcription factor B. Gene Ontology annotation, molecular function: RNA polymerase II cis-regulatory region sequence-specific DNA binding; DNA-binding transcription factor activity. Lineage: Eukaryota; Metazoa; Chordata; Aves; Piciformes; Indicatoridae. The transcript has 4 exons. Bases 1 to 2655 code for a protein of 884 amino acids. The record is from RefSeq and is a predicted model, not a curated record. Gene Ontology annotation, cellular component: nucleus. Gene Ontology annotation, biological process: positive regulation of transcription by RNA polymerase II.